Messenger RNA from Dermatophagoides pteronyssinus (European house dust mite), 764 nucleotides. Its product is annotated as calcium-independent protein kinase C-like. Gene Ontology annotation, biological process: intracellular signal transduction; phospholipase C-activating G protein-coupled receptor signaling pathway. Gene Ontology annotation, cellular component: cytosol. Gene Ontology annotation, molecular function: protein serine/threonine kinase activity. Lineage: Eukaryota; Metazoa; Arthropoda; Arachnida; Sarcoptiformes; Pyroglyphidae. The record is from RefSeq and is a predicted model, not a curated record.
AAUAAAUAAAUUGACCGAAUUUUUUCAUUCCGAAUUCAACAAAUCAUAUAUAACCAUUUUGCCAUUUUGUUGUUCGAUCAAUCAAUCAAUCGUCGUAAUCGUCAUCGUGUGUGUUUAUGCCAACAAAAAAAACAAACCAUUUUUGCAACUAAAUUGACCAAAAACAAAACAAAAAUGCCCUGUAUUACAUCAAAAAAGACUAGGACUCGUGUUCAACCAAUCAAUGGUCAUCAAUUUGUAGAAACAUCAUUACGACAACCAACAUUUUGUUCAUUUUGUGAUGGUUUUAUUUUCGGUAUUCGUAAACAAGGUCAUCAAUGUCAAAAUUGUCGUAUGGUUGUACAUAAACAUUGUCAUCAAUGGAUAACGAUCAAAUGUUCAAGAAAUCUUCAAUGGUUUGAUCAUUAUUCGGCUUGUGGUAUUAUUGAUAAUCAUCAGCAACGAGCACACCAUUUUCAAACAAAAACAUUUAUCACACCAACCUAUUGUAAUCAUUGUGGUUCAUUAAUUUAUGGUUGUAUUAAUCAAGGUGUACAAUGUGAUGUUUGUCAAAUGCAUAUACAUCAUCGUUGUCGUGAAAAUGUUGGCAAUUAUUGUGGUAUUUUUAGGAUCUGAUUGAAAAAAAACCAAAGCGUGUUUCAUAAACAUAAUUUCCCGUAAUGAAAAUUAGUUCCAUUAUAUUCACAUUCGUUCUGCCAAAAAAAAACAUUCCUAUUUUGUUUCUGAAACACACCUGAUAAUGAAAAAAUGGUUGGUUUAUAUGG